Orbicella faveolata is the source of this 1170-nucleotide messenger RNA. RefSeq names its product putative skeletal organic matrix protein 5. Lineage: Eukaryota; Metazoa; Cnidaria; Anthozoa; Scleractinia; Merulinidae. The record is from RefSeq and is a predicted model, not a curated record. Gene Ontology annotation, molecular function: oligosaccharide binding.
UGUUAACUUAUCAAUACUCGUCGAAAGCCUUACUUAUCGUACAGUUCCAAGACUUAAAAAUGGUAUCGUUGAAAUUCGCUGCAGUUAUUUGUCUCGUGUAUUUCACCGUUUUCGUGAACGCUGGUAAAAGGCCAACUUGCAAGACUGUUCUUGCAAGGUUGGAUGAGAUGGAAAGCCUAUGUCAAGGUGCCGAUUCCGACAAUUGUGAUGGAACAGAUGUCUGUACCGCCAUUAAGACGUUGGAAAUGAAGUUGGAAACGAAGCUGGAAAAUCUCUUCGAACUGGUUGAAAACAUCUCAAUGUCGCUGCAGCCCCCGCCAGUUACAGCGUCUUCUUGCAAGGAACUGUACGACAACGGUUUGCGAGAAAAUAAAGACUACAUGCUGGAGAUUGACAGUGGAAAGAUCCCUGUGUAUUGUCACAUGACAAGCGACAUUGGCGAAUGCGGAGGUGGAGGAUGGACCAUGGUCAUGAAAAUUGAUGGCAGCAAGCAAACCUUUCACUACGAUGCCGACCUCUGGAGAAACAACAACGAGUUCAACCUUCCAGGAGGCGAGACUGGGUUUGACUCACAAGAGACUAAGUUACCGACCUACUGGGACACACCCUUCUCCAAGAUCUGCCUCGGUAUGAAGGUCGGCCAACAGACGAAGUUCGUCGUCAUCAACAAGCAGGCCAGCUCUCUGUUCUCACUGAUCGCUGACGGGCAACACCGCGCCACCUCACUGAGCCGUGAAAAAUGGAAGUCGCUGAUUGGUUCAGAGGGCUCCUUACAGGCACACUGUAAUACGCAAGGCUUCAAUGCUGUGGGUACUAAUUCUGGCAUGGCUAAAGCAAGAAUCGGCAUCAUUGGUAAUCAGGAAAAUGAUUGCAACAGCUGUGAUUCCAGAAUCGGGUUUGGCACAGGAGGAGCCAGCGAUGACUCCAACACUUGCGGAAACGAGGCAACCCACUCACCAGAUAAUGGAGACAAACACAUUAAAGCCAUGGGAUUCAUCUUGGUGCAGUGACAAGAACGGCCUCCCCGUCUUUAAAGCAAAACAUCUUCUGCUGUUUACUUAACUGCCGAUUAAUCCAGCAGAUUUUGUGUGUAGAUUUUUAGAUAAAAAGAGUGCUGUAAAACAAAGAAAACAUGGUGCUGGGAAUAAAUAAUGUUUCUGACUUAUUUCA